Messenger RNA from Ctenopharyngodon idella (grass carp), 5638 nucleotides. It is a transcript of the gene zbtb43, whose product is annotated as zinc finger and BTB domain containing 43. NCBI's taxonomy places the organism in Eukaryota, Metazoa, Chordata, Actinopteri, Cypriniformes, Xenocyprididae. The coding region runs from base 608 to 1891 and encodes 427 amino acids. The record is from RefSeq and is a predicted model, not a curated record. Gene Ontology annotation, biological process: regulation of transcription by RNA polymerase II. Gene Ontology annotation, molecular function: RNA polymerase II cis-regulatory region sequence-specific DNA binding; DNA-binding transcription factor activity, RNA polymerase II-specific; protein binding. The transcript is spliced from 2 exons.
UACCAGCCUGCAAAACUCGAACAACCUGCCUGAGCAUGUUAAAUUGGAUGAAUAAUUUGCCUGCUGUGGUUGAUAUCUCAAAAGAAGAUCCUACUGAAGCACCUCAGGAGUGAAAACACUAGCUUCAAACAGAGCUAUAAAGAUACCAGACAUUUAAAAUCAGUUUAUGCCUUUUUAAUUGGACUCAGUCAAACGAUGGCCCAAGAUAUUGAAUGUUUCUUUCUUUUCUUCUUGUUGCACCAUUUAAGAACUUAUUUUAAAAUAAAAUAAAAUUUGAAUAGUUGCCAAUAGGCCUAUUAUGUCUGCUAUCAUGACCGCAAUGUAUCUUUGUAAACAGUUUAAAACAUUUUUAUUUUAUUUUUCAUUUUUUUUAUUUUGUGUCUCUGAUAUCGUUAUUUCGUAUUCCUGCGCUGGAAAAAUGUCAAUCUGGCACCCAGCGGAAAGUAGGCGUGUUUGUUUACAUUUCUUCCUGCGCCACGCGACUGUGCGUGAUGGCGUAUGUGAUACGCAGCGCUCUGGCUCUCGGAAGAGAGAGAGGAGACAGGCUAGCUUUCAGAAAACCGGACUAAAGUGAUGCAGAAAACGAGCGUUUAACUUCUACAUAACCAUGGAGACUGAUACAAACUCCUUCCAUGUGGAGUUCCCGGAUUUUUCCUGCUCCCUCCUGAAGAAGCUGAACCAGCAGCGGCAGAGAGGGCAGCUGUGUGACCUCAUGGUGUCCCUUGGCGGCCAUCAGUUCCGUGCUCACCGCGCGGUGCUGGCCGCCAGCUCACCGUACUUCUGCGAUCAGGUGCUGCUGAAGAACAGCGCCCGCGUGGUGCUGCCGGACGUCAUGCAUCCGUGUGUUUUCGAGCAGCUUCUCUUGUCGUGCUACACGGGAGCGCUGUCCGUGCCAUCCGGAGAGGUGGUGGCCUUCCUCACGGCCGCAAGCUUCCUGCAAAUGUGGCACGUGGUGGACAAAUGUACAGAGCUUUUAGAAGUGGGGAAGAAGAAAAACAGCUGCGGCGGGCAUUUCGACCACGGAUCGUCUCCGAGAGGUGACAGUUACACCACCGACAAUGAGGACACCGGCCAGACUGCAGGUCAAGUGGAAGAUCUAGUUGAUGACGGCCUUUCGAUUCCCGCUCUGGGAACGCUGGAAAGCGGCGGCUGCUCGUCUCCAGAUGAUCUGAGCAGCGAGAAUGGGUCGGAUGCAAUGGAAAACCAGUGCUCUAGACCUGCCUAUGUGCCGCCGAGCAUAAUGGGACACAGAAAGAAGGUGCAUAUAAAGGCAGAGAGGCAGAAUCGAGAAGCCUGUGGCAGCGUGUUUGGCAGUGAACACACCGUGAACGAUUCGGAUGAAAACUGCCACAAUCCAAACAUAGCUGAGGAUUGUUUUGAUGAGAAGUUGGUGGAGUGUUUGGAUGGAGAUUGCUCUUACGAAGAGCCCUCGGACUUCUACGGGUCCUCCAUGGAGGGCUUUUCACAAGCCGGAGACGAGCUCUCUGGCCCACCGUCCAAGGAGAAACUGCAACUAGAAGGAAGUGCAGAUGUUUCUCAAGAUGGGGCACCUGUUGACAGUGGCCUGAAGGAGGAAACCUCUCACUCAGGGUUCGCCUCGGUGGUUUAUAAGCUCUAUCCAUGCCAGUGUGGCAAAAGUUUUACACACAAAAGCCAGAGGGACCGCCACAUGAGCAUGCACCUGGGUCUGAGGCCGUUCGGUUGCGCCGUUUGCGGCAAAAGCUUCAAAAUGAAGCAUCACUUAGUGGGCCACAUGAAGAUCCACACGGGCAUUAAACCCUACGAGUGCAGCCUGUGCUCGAAACGCUUCAUGUGGAGAGACAGCUUCAACCGCCAUACCUCCACUUGUGCAAGAGCCCACCAGACCCGACGGGCCUCCCAGAUCUGCUAGUGGAACAUUUCAGAAACCUCAGCAUGGAAGCAUCCUUUACCAGAAUGCCAAAUUGAGUAUUUUUUUUUUUUUUUUUUGGCUUUUAUUUUAAACAAGAACCUCAAUUUUGAACAGAGGCCUGUUCUGUUCAUUUGUUCAGGUGUACACUGCUGGUCAAAGGUUUGUAAUAAAUACAUUUUUUUAAUGUUUUUAAAAGAAGUUUCUUCUGCUCACCAAGGCUGUUGAUCAGUAAAAACAGCAAUAUUCUGAAAUAUUUUUACAAUUUUAAAGAACUGUGAAAUGUCAUUUAUUCCUGUGAUCAAAGCUGAUUUUUCAGCAUCAUUACUCCAGUCCUCAGUGUCACAUGAUCCUUCAGAAAUCAUUCUAAUUUGCUGAUUUGCUGCUCAAGAAACAUUUCUGAUUAUUAGCAGUGUUGAAAACAGUUGUGCUGCUUCAUAUUUUUGUGGAAACCGUGAUGCACUACUAUUCAAAAGUUGUAUCAAGUAAAGGAGACCUAUAAUGCCCCUUUUACAAGAUGUAAUAUAAGUCUCUGGUGUCCCCAGAAUGUGUCUGUGAAGUUUCAGCUCAAAAUAUUUCACAGAUCAUUUAUUAUAGCUUGUCAAAUUUGUCCCUAUUUGGGUGUGAGCAGAAACGCGCCAUUUUUGUGUGUGUUCCUUUAAAUGCAAAUGAGCUGCUGCUCCCGGCCCCCUUUCCAGAAGAGGGCGGAGCUUUAACAGCUCACACUUCGGUUUCUCAACAACAACAAAGCUGGAGAAUCUCACGCAGCCAAAAUGAGGAUUGUCAGUAACGGUGUUCAGCCUUACAUUGUUCAAACCGGAGUCGACACUGAUGGAGAGACUCAGGAAGAAGUUACAACUUUUAGAAUGAAACUGGACGUUUCUGAAUGGUUAGUGGAUAAAUUUAUGUAGUUUCUGUGGAGUUGAUUCAACUCAUCGACUAGCAUGUGCCGUCAUGUUAAUCUUUUGUGCAAAUCCAGAGUUGAAUUGACCCUCGUUUGUGAAGCAGUCCGGCGUAAAAUGACGGCAUGGAAACAACACUCUACUACAACAACUCUUCCUCUUCUCUAAAGCAGCCCAACAUGGCCUCACCUCCUUUGUUGUGUGUUCUCGGGGGCAGAGUUUAUGUAAAUUUUAGGGUUAGUGGAAGAAGCUUGUUGUAGUCCCUACCAGCUGUUUGUUGUAGUCCUUAAAAAAGCGUAAGUCCGUAAAAGAAAAUAUCUCCCUUUGCAUUGAACUUUGAGCGUCGUAACUUUGCAGAUGUUGUUUAUGCUCAAACAGCAACAUUACACACUAACUAAAGUUAAAAAAGUGAAAUCAUAAUCAACCACCCCUUUAAAUAAAAAGUAUUAAACAGUAUUAAACAGCAAAACAGCAGUUCUUUAACAAGAACCCUAAUUAAUAAUUGAGCACCAAUAAUUAAUAAUAAUUGAGCAUCAAAUCAGCAUAUUAGAAUGAUUUCUGAAGGAUCAUGUGACACUGAAAACUGGAGUAAUGAUGCUGAAAAUCCAGUUUUGAUCACAGGAAUAAAUGACAUUUUAAAAUAUAUAAAACAAUUAUUUAAAAUUGUAAUAAUACAGUAUUUCACAUUUUUACUGUAUUUUUGAUCAAAUGAAUUCAGCCUUGGUAAGCAUAUGAGACUUCUUUUAAAAAGAUCGUAAUUAUUCCUAACUUUUGACUGCCGGUGUAUCUUACAAAGCCUCAUGGAAUGAUGUAAAGUCACCAUGAAAUCAGAAUUGACGCUUUUUACUUUCUUAAUAGACAUUAUUAAAGUAAAAUGUAAUUUCAUGUUGACUUAAAUGUCAUUCUAAUAUCUCAGAAUGGAGUGAUUAUUAUAUCAGAAGGAAUAAAUAUGACCAUAUUCUACCCCACAGACACAAGAGCCUUGAAUGCUGUCGUAAUAUUCAGGUUAUACGCCUCACCAAGCGCUUUGGACUUAUACAAAAUUUUAACAAGGUUUAUCUAAUGUAAAUAGAAAUAUUCUCCAGUGCAGCAUUAUGCUGGAUUUCAUUAGCUUUGGUCGAGCUGGAUUCAGCGUUUGGCAUUAACUCUGUUGCUGAUCUCUGUAAUUUCGUUGCUAGAGCGCUUCAAAUAGGAUUUCACAGAGAACAGCGGUUGUUUCAGCUGCUAAUCCGUUCUAAUCCACUUUAUGCUCCAAAAGUCAACAGAUUUAUUAGGAGGAUUUUGGAAAAGGAAAAAGUCAAAUAAAAUCAUACAUAAUGCUGCAUAAAUGGCAUUGACAUUUUCAUCUCCUUCUGCGAACAGUAUUCUUGUAUGUGAUGUUCAUUUUGUCAAAUGUUUUUAUAAUGUGCCAUAAGUGUAAAAUAUUAUAAAAUAUUAAAAAACAUGCCCAGGUCAUAUUUCAUAAAAAAAAGAGAAGUUAUAUUUUGCAUAAAAUAAUUAUCUUUUGCUAAAAAAAAAAAAAAAACUUAAGCCUUACAGUAUUAUGCACAUUUUCCCAUCCAGUUCAUUUAGAUGUUCGGGAUUCUCAGUAUUCUAAAUGGGAAUUCUCACUAUGUUCAUAUUUUUCAAUGGUAGUGAAAUAGAGUUUACUAUUCUUUAUGCAAAAUAUAACUUUUUAUUGUUUUGUUGUUAAUUAUUUAUUUCUUUAUUGGGAGAAAUAUGACCAGGACAUGAUCUUGAUGGGUUUUAUAUCAUUCAUCUGUAUACUGAAUUGAAGUGGAUUUAAGAGAGAAAUAUGGAAGCACAGCCACUUGUAAAUAUCAAAUACCAUUGAAGUGAAACUGAGAACACAUCUUUAUAAGACAUUUCAUGCAAACAUCAAAAGCAAAAGAGCACAAAAAGCAAACAACUUUUGAAAGGGCUGUAAAACACUUGUACAUAAGCAGUUGGGUGUUUACUUGUAUUAUUUUAAUAAUCUAAUGUACAGAAUGUGCCAUGAAUGGAUGGCUGGAUGUCUGGCUUUCAGUAGUUUGGUAUUACAGUCUUUUUGUGCUUGAACUGUUACAUCAAUACCUCAGAUGCUGUGGUAUUCAGUAGUUUUUAAGAUGUGUUAAGAAGACACAAAGGAGCAUGGAUUAGAACAAAAUGUAAGCUCAUUUUAUUAUAGUUUUAGAUCUAAUAAAUAGGGCUUUUCUUAGAGUAUUGAAUUAUACCUGAAAGUGUUAUAAGCUAGUAUAACACUCAAACGUGUCUUUUUGGCAAUCGUCAUUUGAUUUUGUUUAUUUGUAGUAUGUAAAUAGUGUUUGAAUUAUAUAUAUUUUUUUUUAUUAUGAAUGUGCAAAUUUCUAUAUCAAACAGAACAAACAAGUGACAAUCAUAUAGGCAGAAACAACAUGUGAAGGAUUUUGCCUCGCAGAUGAAAACAUAUAGAAGUCAAAUUAUCAGUAACAUUAAGAAUAUAUCAAUUCUUGGAGUAAUAUGAAAAAUAAAUUCAACCAAUCUUUUGAUAUAGCUUAUGUACUCUGGUUAAAAAAAAAGCAUAUGAUUAUAUGUUGAUUUGUUACAGAAACUUUUUGGGUUAUUAAUUGGAGACGGUUAUAUAAAAAUAUAUAUUCUCUAGUGACCAAAUUUUCUUAAUCAGUAUAGGCAAAGCUUUAUGAUGUUGGACGGAUCACUACCUCAACAGGACUGUCAUAAUAAUCUGUUUAUCAGAAAACGUUUCCUUCAGGACGGCAUCAUUUCCACUUACGCUUCUGUUGUGUUUUCUUCUUAUAGAAGAACUUUGUGAAACUUUGUGAGAUUUGUACAAAAAUGUGUUUAGCAAUAAAUGUUUUAUUUGUACUGGAAA